GGGGCAGUCUCCUUCCAUUCAAGCUGGCCGCAGCAAAACAGAGCUUCAGCUUUCACAAGUUUCAUAGCAUGGUCACAUCUACGCGUUUUGGAGUCCCGACGGUGAAAUUUGGAGCUUUCUCGGUACCAAGCUCUCGAAUUUAUCGAUGUUCGGUACCGAGAAACACACCCGACCCUAAACGCUGGGACUCCGCAAAAGUUCGGUACCGAGGUUUCGGUAGCUAGAGCUUCCGAAAAGACCCGUCCGUAGACUGGUACUAUGAUUACUAUCCCGGAUAUCACGGGAGCUUUCAAUGUUCCCUCCUCGCUACCGAACUUCCAAAACUUGGUAGAUGUGACCGGGAAGGCAUUCUCGGUACCGUGAAUUUGUUUGGCGCAAUUCCCAAACUUUUUCCAAAGCUCAGAUGUGACCAUGCUAUCAGUUCCUCCCUUCACAACUUUAGAUUGUCAGAGACAGAAGGCUGAGACGGAUUAUCUGCGUCUCCUGACAACUGCAAGGUCUUGUCUGUUUAGGAGUACUGACCCUGUUGGACGUCAAGCCAGGAUCGCUUGAGCUGUUGUGGAGCUGCGAACAUGAAGCGACGAACUGUGCUGUCCGCCGUUCUGCUCACUGUGGUGCUACUUUAUGUUUCCAAGGGCGAGGCGCUGUCCCUUUCCUGCACGCAGACGCUGCUAGCUGUCCGGCCUUGCCUGGACACUCCCUCAGGGCCCGCCUGUUGUAAUCCUGCCAGAGCUGCAAAUGACGACAAGUGCUUGUGCGACCCGGGCAUCUUCGACCUGGCCAGGCAGUAUGGCGUCAAAUUGGACGCUUCCAACAUCACUCAAAUAGCUCUGAACUGCGGGUUCCCAAUCACAACAGUGGCGCUUGCAGGCACUUCCAAUUGCCCCUAUGUCCCAGGAGCGACUGUGGCGCCAGCCCUUGCAAAGGCACUCAACUCCACGGCUACCUUACAGGGCAACUACACGGUCGACAAUACCACCUUUUUUGUGGUCACCGUCGGCAACACCAGCUUUGCCACCAACUGCACCGCUGCCAACGUCACGGCUUCCUUGAACAACCCUUUGAAUGCAACGCUUUUGACAAGCUUGAAUUGCACUGCUCUGAAUGCCACAAAUAGUACGAACCUUACGCAAGCCUUUCCGCUGUUGACCACACUUCCCGCUUCCGCCCAAGUGCCACCACCAUCAUCAGGCAGGCCAACCUGUUGUAAAAUUCCACUGGUCAGCUAUUUUUGUGGCUGGUUUGGGAGUGGUUGUUCGUAGGCAGUCCUUGAUGUUGAUAAAAGAGGUUGUUUACAACUUGGCUCCUUGAAUAUGCUAAGCACGCUAGCGUUGUAAUAGGUGCCGCCAGGGUGUCAAUGGCAUCCAGUGGUUUUGUAUGACUCUGUUCAUCAUUUGUCAUAGGAGAGGGUCGGACAAGGUGUUAGUUCAAUUCAAAGGUGCAGGUCUCUCAGUGGUUUGUAAUGCUAAUGGAUUGUAGACUUGUUGGUGCCAACAUUUUGACCAUACAUAAAACAGGUUGUUCCUUCUAUUGACUGGACUUCACUUGGAUCAACUGAUUUUAGAUGUCGAGGCAGUAAGACCUUGCAUUAGACGAACUAUAAGCUUAUUGGGGUAUUUAGCCCGGUUGCAGCUCGAUAUAAGAUUUCAAAACAGCGCCACUUUUGAUCCAUAUGACCGCUUACUAAGAGAUCCUCGGCAUAUUACCAGAUUGUUGGCAAAUCAAGGACACAUAUUGAGGAAAUGUUUCACCUGAGAUGCUACCUAGUGUACCAUCAACUUACGUGCUACAAUGGCUG
Molecule: messenger RNA, 1798 nt
Organism: Klebsormidium nitens
Lineage: Eukaryota; Viridiplantae; Streptophyta; Klebsormidiophyceae; Klebsormidiales; Klebsormidiaceae
Source: the annotation of a GenBank genome assembly